Molecule: messenger RNA, 450 nt
Organism: Papilio xuthus (Asian swallowtail)
Lineage: Eukaryota; Metazoa; Arthropoda; Insecta; Lepidoptera; Papilionidae
Product: vitelline membrane protein Vm26Ab
Exons: 2
Coding region: 87-317 (76 amino acids)
Source: RefSeq, a predicted model, not a curated record
UGCAACCAAAGUAUAAAACGGCGAAGACGCUUCUUAGUAGCACAUACUCAAUCGAUACCUUCGAUACCAACCCAACCACAAACAAAAUGUUCAAACUGUUCAUCUUCGCUUGCUUCCUCGCCCUGGCUUCGGCCAAGCCCGGCGUCCUGCCUGUGGCAUACACCGCGCCGGUAGCCGCAGCAUACACGGCUCCGGUAGCCGCGGCCUACACCGCACCCCUCGCAUACUCCGCCUACUCUGCCUACACCGCGCCUGUUGCUGCAUACUCUGCUUACACAUACGCAUCUCCCUAUGCUGCGUACUACCUUCGUCGUUGAUUUUGAUCUCUAGAUUCUACAUCUUGCUGUUGUUAAAGAGUUAAAUGUUUUUUUUGUUUCCACUUAUUGUUGCAGUUCUUAAAUGGGAUUUAUUUAUCAACAACUAAAUAAUAAACAAGUAUAAAAACAAAAA